Messenger RNA from Leishmania mexicana MHOM/GT/2001/U1103, 2118 nucleotides. RefSeq names its product calpain family cysteine protease-like protein. The record is from RefSeq and is a predicted model, not a curated record. Bases 1 to 2118 code for a protein of 705 amino acids. Gene Ontology annotation, molecular function: calcium-dependent cysteine-type endopeptidase activity. The transcript has a single exon. Gene Ontology annotation, biological process: proteolysis. NCBI's taxonomy places the organism in Eukaryota, Euglenozoa, Kinetoplastea, Trypanosomatida, Trypanosomatidae.
AUGGGCAACGGAUGCUGCACCUGCUGUGAUCCGAAGCCGGAGUACAAGCUCGGCAAGCCUCUUGUCUCCGGCAAAGCCACCCCGUGCUUCAAUGAUGGCCGCCUCUUCAAGAUCGUCAAGGGCGAUACCUGGUACUUCUACAACGACACGCAGGACUAUCAGAAGGUGACAGCCGACUUUGGCAGUGGCUCUAACAUCGUCGCGAUGAGCGACACGGAACUCGUGCGCAAGAAUGACUCCGGCGCCUGCACCGCGACCGUGUCCGUGUUCCCGCUCGAGACCAAGGCCAUGGUGAAAGCCAAGGAGGUGAACGGCUUCAACGUAAAGUACUCCGGCAUCCCCUUCACCGAUGCGGACCGGCAGAAGCUACGUCAGAAGGCGGCGGUGCAGAUCAGCGCCGACCUCGCCGAGAUGCGCAAGCUGCGCGAGAAAAACCCGAAGGUCAACAACCAAAAUCGGCUCCUGAAGGUGGCGCGGAGAAAGGGCAAGAAGUACGUUGACACGUCCUUUCCGCCGACCUCGCAGUCGCUGAUCCGCCCUGGCAUCGACUCCGAGCCGGAUUCGUGCCUGAAGCGGCCGGAGACGAUCGCAUGGCGUCGCCCCGAAGACUUCCUGCCGAAGAAGUGGCACCCGAAAAUUCGUCUCUUCGGCAACAUCUCGCCCAAGGACAUUAGCCAGGGUCAGCUCGGGGAUUGCUACUACCUCUGCGCGCUUGCGGCGCUGGCUGAGCACGACACCGCCAUCAAGGGGAUCUUUAAGAACCACCACGGCUGCUGCAUCCGCAGCCAGGAACAGAAGCAUGGUGCGUGGCGCGUGAACCUGAACAUCAGCGGGUGGUGGCGCACCAUCAUCAUCGACUCGUACUUGCCCAGCGUGCAGCUGUUGCCGGUGUUCGCGCGCAACCGCAACCACCCGAACGAGCUGUGGGUGUCUUUCUCAGAGAAGGCCUACGCGAAGGCCUUCGGCUCGUACCAGGCGAUCGUGGCUGGAUACCCGUGGCAAGCCCUCGAGGACCUCACCGGCUUCCCGGCCUACCACUUCGGCAACAUGUGGCGGACAGCGCAGACGGACGCCAAGACACAGAAGGGGCUCUUCGACUCCCUCCACCGGUGGAACGAGAAGAAGUACUUGAUCUGUAUUUCCACCCCGUCGAAGGGCGCCCUGAAGAUGGCGAGUAAGCAGCUCCCGGCAAACCACUGUGAGGCACUGUUUGAGAAGGCCGGCCUGAGCAUCGGCCACGCGUACUCGGUGCUGGACGUGAAACACUUCCCACUGCACCACCUGUGCAUGCUGAAGAUCCGCAACCCGUGGGGGUCGCAUGUGGAGUGGACCGGGGACUGGGGCGAUGACAGUCCGCUGUGGAACCGCUACCCAUUCAUCAAGCUCGCUUGCCGUCCUCAGAAGAAGGCGGAUGGCAUCUUCUGGAUGGAGUGGCGCGAUGUGUCUAAGUUCUUCGACAGCGGCUCCGUGUGCUUCCGCCGUGGCAACUGGUUCCGUUCGUGGUAUGACUACCGCGUCCUCGGCAGCUUUGAGGACCUUGUGUGCGACACCGCGCUGCUGAUCAUCGUGAGCAAGACGUCGCAGUUUCCGGCGUACAUCUCGCUGCACCAGAAGGACUGCCGCGGGCUGGCGGCCGGCGACCCGGACAGCAAGUACGCGUGCGUGAUGAUCAGCAUAUCAGAGGGCGACGUCAACGGCUCGCAGCAGAAGGUGGUAGCAAACUCCAGCGAGAACCCGGAGGAGCCGAGCACCGAAUACCUCUUCCAGGAGUCUCGCUCUGUCUCCCUCUACUAUAAGUUCACAAAGGCCCGCAAGUACCUGGUCAUUCCGCGUCGCAUGAAAAGCAGCACCGGCAACAACGUUCCAAAGAAGAAGUACGUCAUCGCGCUCCGCACCCAGACCAAGAUAUCCAGCGAGGACGUCGUCGUGAACAUUGUGCGCCUUGACAAGAACAACGCGGUGUUCAAGAAUGUGGCCUCGUUCGACGCUGGCACGCUGACGAGCCUCACCACGCUGUACCAGAUCAAGGACGGCAACAACGUCUUUCGCACCUACCGCAGCGACAACUUGCGCAAUGGCAAGAAGCAGCACAACGCAGAGUUCGAGCUGGUGGUGUGA